Molecule: messenger RNA, 3137 nt
Organism: Physella acuta
Lineage: Eukaryota; Metazoa; Mollusca; Gastropoda; Physidae
Source: RefSeq, a predicted model, not a curated record
GCAGAUGGUUGGGAACAUUUCACUUGUUUACUAACUUUUAUAUUAAACCAACACAAUUUAUACAUUUACACUCAAAACUUCUACCAUCUUCCUUUUAACUUGCCCUUAACAACGGCAGGCUUUGAGAGCGAAGAUGAAAACACAAACAUUUAUGUCUCCGCCACGAGCCCGAAAAAAAAAAUGCCCUAAUUCUGUUAUUAGACUGUUUCAUGAGCUUAUAAUAAGCAUGUUACUGAAGUUGUUAGCUUUGACUGUCAUUAGAAUCGUCGUACGAUCUGAUUCUGGUUGGGUUGUCAGGCAAAUGUGUUGGCAUCUGAAUCUAUCAGAAUAUUGUGUUAUGAUGUUUGGUUCCUCUUGCUGUUUUGGUGAGUUGAAACUAAGUUUUUCACUGAACUUGUUAGCUUUGACUCUCAUUAGAAUCGUCGUACGAUCUGAUUCUGGUUGGGUUGUCAGGCAAAUGUGUUGGCAUCUGAAUCUAUCAGAAUAUUGUGUUAUGAUGUUUGGUUCCUCUUGCUGUUUUGGUGAGUUGAAACUAAGUUUUUCACUGAACUUGUUAGCUUUGACUCUCAUUAGAAUCGUCGUACGAUCUGAUUCUGGUUGGGUUGUCAGGCAAAUGUGUUGGCAUCUGAAUCUAUCAGAAUAUUGUGUUAUGAUGUUUGGUUCCUCUUGCUGUUUUGGUGAGUUGAAACUAAGUUUUUCACUGAACUUGUUAGCUUUGACUCUCAUUAGAAUCGUCGUACGAUCUGAUUCUGGUUGGGUUGUCAGGCAAAUGUGUUGGCAUCUGAAUCUAUCAGAAUAUUGUGUUAUGAUGUUUGGUUCCUCUUGCUGUUUUGGUGAGUUGAAACUAAGUUUUUCACUGAACUUGUUAGCUUUGACUCUCAUUAGAAUCGUCGUACGAUCUGAUUCUGGUUGGGUUGACAGGCAAAUGUGUUGGCAUCUGAAUCUAUCAGAAUAUUGUGUUAUGAUGUUUGGUUCCUCUUGCUGUUUUGGUGAGUUGAAACUAAGUUUUUCACUGAAGUUGUUAGCUUUGACUCUCAUUAGAAUCGUCGUACGAUCUGAUUCUGGUUGGGUUGACAGGCAAAUGUGUUGGCAUCUGAAUCUAUCAGAACAUUGUGUUAUGGUGUUUGGUUCCUCUUGCUGUUUUGGUGAGUUGAAACUAAGUUUUUCACUGAAGUUGUUAGCUUUGACUCUCAUUAGAAUCGUCGUACGAUCUGAUUCUGGUUGGGUUGUCAGGCAAAUGUAUUGGCAUCUGAAUCUAUCACACCAUUGUGUGAUGGUGUUUGGUUACUCUAGUCUCUGGUGGUGUUGUGAACUACGUAGCAUUCACCUAGUCAAAUGUUGGAUUUGUUCCAUUCGUCGUUCAAGUAAUUGCUACUGGUACAUUGGUAUUGAUUUGUUUGGUAUACAUGCGUUUUAUGUUUUGAUUGCCAGUUCCUUUUUGUUAAAUACAUCAUGAGAAGCAAUUUUGUUAUUUACAUAAACGAUUUAGUGUUGUUCCAAGGUAUAAACCAGUCGGUUUUUUAUAUUGUCAAUUUGAAUGCAACUUCACUUUUAGUGUGGUUUUUCCAUAAAUCAGUGAAGUGCAGUUUAGUUCUGUCUAUUUAUAUAGACAUAAACGGUAUAUUGGUGUUCCCAGGUAUAAAGCAUACAUGCACUUGCAUGUUCAAGUUAAUAUGUUUAAUUAGUCGGUGGUGCUUAUAUAAGCCCACACGCAAUACUUAUGAUUAUGGUAGAUCUAGUUGCCUCUGGCAUACGUUGGUGAUACGUUGCAAACCAAAUAACUGCUAUUGCUUUAGCGGUUACUUGGUGGUUUUGUUGUCGUGUAUUUUUGCAGUAAAUAGCUAUACGUUUAGCUGUUGCUUGGUAAUUUUGCUGUCGUGUAUUUUAGCAAUAAAUAGCUAUUUGUUUAGCUGUUGCUUGGUGAUUUUGCUGGUGUAUAUUUUAGCAAUAAAUAGCUAUACGUUUAGCUGUUACGUGGCGAUUUUAAAUACGUCUCUUUUGUACUACAACCACGUUAUUUAUUGGUGGUAUCGUUGGCCUAUCAGUUACCAUCGAUGUUCGAUGUGUUUGAUAAAUAAUUCAAGUAAUUGUUACUGGUAUAUUGAAUAUGAAGUGGUAGAUAAAAGAAUCGAUUUCAAUCAGGUGCGUUAUAUCGACGAUCAUAUAUUUAAACCAAAUGGGUUGAUGUUGAGUUCUUUAGUCUCGGGUCAUCUCUGUUCGAUACUAAAGAAAACUCAGCAUAAGAAAGACAAGGAUAAAACUAGCCGUCUGUAUUGUCAAACUGAAUUAUAUUGUAGCGAUCUCAAAUCAGUAAAGUCGAAAGAGAACGAAAGUUUACUAACCGGCUUCUGUAGUAGAAAGACAGCAAAUUUUAAUAUUAGUGCUGUGUUCAAGUCAUUGGAUGCCAGUUUCCCAUUGUCGCUUUCGCGGCAUUAUGUAUGUUUUCCAUUGUUGUAUAAUCAUCUGGGGCCUCCUACUUUGUCAAAUUAUGAAAGGCGUCAGCCUGUGAUAAAUACUUUUAGUAAUACACGUUCUCGGUUGCUAGCAACGCCUAAUUACACUCAACAACAUGGUUUCCCUACGACACAUUCCACACGACCGUAUAGGUUCCCGACGGCAAAUUGUUCUCGACCGUAUAGGUUCACAACGGCAAAUUAUUCUCGACCAUAUAGAUUCCCGACGGCAAAUCAUUCGCCACCGUAUUGGUUCCCUACGACACAUUCCACACGACCGUAUAGAUUCCCGACGGCAAAUUGUUCUCGACGGUAUAGGUUCCCAACGGCAAAUUAUUCUCGACCAUAUAGAUUCCCGACGGCAAAUUAUUCGCCACCGAAUUGGUUCCCAACGACACAUUCCACACGACGGUAUAGGUUCCCGACGGCAAAUUAUUCUCGGCCAUUUUGGUACCCGACGGCAAAUUAUUCGCCACCGUAUAGGUUCCCGACGGAAAAUUAUUCGCCACCGUAUAGAUUCCCGACGGCAAAUUAUUCGCCACCGUAUUGGUUCCCUACGACACAUUCAACACGACCGUAUAGGUUCCUGACGGAAAAUUACGCACUUCCCCCUUCGUUACCAACUCCAAACUAUGUAAGACCCCCUUUGUUACCAACUCCUAACUACGUACGACCCCCUUUAUU